AUGACGCAACAGGCAGACUUACUGGGUGCUUUCCAUGUAGCAAACAAGGUCGUGUUCUGCACCGGCGGUGCUGGCACCAUCUGCAGCGCUCAAGUCCGCGCCCUGGUGCACCUCGGCGCCAACGCCGCCAUCGUCGGCCGCAACGUUGAGAAGACGCAGAAUGCCGCUACCGACAUCGCCACCUGCCGUUCUGGCGCGAAGGUGCUCGCCCUGGGAGGCGUUGACGUGAGGAAGCCCGAGGAUCUGCAGGCCGCCGCCGACAAGACCGCGGAGGAGCUCGGCAGCAUCGACUUCGUCAUUGCCGGAGCCGCAGGAAACUUUCUGGCCCCCAUCUCGCAGCUGAGCCCCAACGCCAUGAAGUCGGUCAUCGACAUCGAUGUGCUGGGCUCCUACAACACUCUCAAAGCCACACUGCCCUAUCUGCUCGAGUCAGCUGCGAAGCAUAGGACUGAUGGUAAAACUCCUCCGGAACACGGCACUGGCGGUCGCAUCGUCUUCGUGUCGGCCACCCUCCAUUACUCGGGCACACCGCUGCAGGCCCACGCCUCGGUCGCAAAGGCGGGUGUUGAUGCACUCUCGGCCGCCGUCUGCAUCGAACAGGGCCCGCUCGGCGUGACCUCGAAUGUCAUCGCACCGGGUCCCAUCGCCGGCACCGAGGGCAUGCAGCGCUUGUCGAAGCUCGAUUCAGCGACCAACCCGGGGAAGGGCAUCCCCAGCGGCCGGUGGGGCGCAGUCAAGGAGAUUGCGGAUGCUACCGUCUUCCUCUUCAGUGACGCGGCCAACUAUGUCAACGGAGACGUGAUCGUGGUUGAUGGCGGUGCGUGGCGCAUGCCCAGCACCAAUCCCGGCCAGGAGUUUCAGUACCCGGACUUCCUCAUCAGCGGACAGGAGGUGACGGGCGUGAAGGGUGGAAAGAAAUCGAAAUUGUAG
Molecule: messenger RNA, 930 nt
Organism: Diplodia corticola
Lineage: Eukaryota; Fungi; Ascomycota; Dothideomycetes; Botryosphaeriales; Botryosphaeriaceae
Product: sporulation protein sps19
Exons: 4
Coding region: 1-930 (309 amino acids)
Biological process (GO): fatty acid catabolic process
Molecular function (GO): 2,4-dienoyl-CoA reductase (NADPH) activity
Source: RefSeq, a predicted model, not a curated record